GGGGGCGUCAGGCUAUCAGUUCUAUUUUAGUGUUCGUAACUGUAUAGAGCUAUAGGAGUAUAAAGCUAAAGUUUUCGAGACGACAAAUCCCAAACUCGAUCUUCAUUGCUAUUUACAACUUCAAAAUGGUUUCUAUCUCCGCGCUUACUACUACAACUGAGUCUUCUGGUACGAUGUUUACCCGUGUGGCGGAUGUAAUAUCACACUGGAUUGAAGAGGAGGUUGAAUAUCUUGCCGAUGUGAAGGAUGUCAUCGUGCAUGCUUUCGAUGAUAUCGACCAGGAGGAAUUCUCACCCCGUGGCGCUAACUUUGACAUGUCGUUCGAAGAGAAUUCUGAACUGGAUGCCUAAAUGUGACACGCGGCAGCUCCAAUUCAUUUGAGCUUUACAGAGUCAUUUAGAAUUUUGGAGCAUUCAAAACCAUAUACAAAGGAGGAAGUGAGGCACGUCAUUGAUUCGGCAUGCGAAAACCGUUGUAUAUAAGGAAUCGAACAUAAGAAUAACAGCAAACGACAGUGCUCGAGCACUGCACAAUCUGAAAUCGAGGAGUUGAACCCAGGCAUGUUUCUAAGAUACUGUCGACUGCCAGGGGCUCACAUUGGGGUUACUUUAACAAGAAGUAUUUAUUUUUUUGCCUCACUGUCCUCUAAUAGACCAUAUUACAUUCGGCGCUGGCGCUGGUGCUCCGCAAUUUAUCGAUCGAUACAGACAGAGAGUAUAUGGUCGCUACAGCGUAGACGAUGAGGUCAAUACUAAGGCUUUAGGGCUGAGCAGUGUUUCGAUCUGGAUCCGUUCUGUACAAAAACUUGUAUGCCUAUUAUAUAGUAUAUACGAUGGUGACUGACCUACCCAUCUCAAUCAAUAAACCAAGUACCACU
This is a messenger RNA of Sphaeroforma arctica JP610, 877 nucleotides long. RefSeq lists its product as hypothetical. Lineage: Eukaryota; Ichthyosporea; Ichthyophonida. The transcript has a single exon. Bases 126 to 350 code for a protein of 74 amino acids. The record is from RefSeq and is a predicted model, not a curated record.